Sarcophilus harrisii (Tasmanian devil) is the source of this 6281-nucleotide messenger RNA. It is a transcript of the gene BZW1, whose product is annotated as basic leucine zipper and W2 domains 1. The record is from RefSeq and is a predicted model, not a curated record. Gene Ontology annotation, molecular function: protein binding. Bases 217 to 1476 code for a protein of 419 amino acids. The transcript has 12 exons. Gene Ontology annotation, cellular component: membrane; cytoplasm. NCBI's taxonomy places the organism in Eukaryota, Metazoa, Chordata, Mammalia, Dasyuromorphia, Dasyuridae.
ACUACUGAGUGGGAGGGGGAAAGAGGGGAAGGAGGAGGAGGAGGAGGGAGAGGGAGAGGAGGUCUCGCGAUAUGAGACGGGCUGAGGAGGGGGGGUGGCACCUCCUCCUCCCUCCUCUUCGCGUUAGUUCCGGUCGCAGAGGAGCCACCGCCGCAGUUACCGCCACCUCGGGGAUUUCUGGCUCUUUUCUCUCCGCCUUAAAUUCGGGUGUCUUUUAUGAAUAAUCAAAAGCAGCAAAAGCCAACGCUAUCAGGCCAGCGUUUUAAAACUAGAAAAAGAGAUGAAAAAGAGAGGUUUGACCCUACUCAGUUUCAGGACUGUAUUAUUCAAGGUUUAACUGAAACUGGCACUGAUUUGGAAGCAGUAGCAAAAUUUCUUGAUGCUUCUGGGGCAAAACUUGAUUAUCGCCGAUAUGCAGAAACACUCUUUGACAUUCUGGUGGCUGGUGGCAUGCUGGCCCCAGGUGGUACACUGGCAGAUGACAUGAUGCGUACAGAUGUCUGUGUAUUUGCAGCACAAGAAGACCUAGAGACCAUGCAAGCCUUUGCUCAGGUAUUCAACAAGUUAAUCAGGCGAUACAAAUACCUUGAAAAGGGAUUUGAGGAUGAAGUUAAAAAGCUGCUGCUAUUCUUAAAGGGUUUUUCAGAGUCUGAGAGGAACAAACUGGCCAUGUUGACUGGGGUUCUUCUGGCCAAUGGGACACUUAAUGCAUCCAUUCUUAACAGCCUUUAUAAUGAGAAUUUGGUUAAAGAAGGCGUUUCAGCGGCCUUUGCUGUAAAGCUGUUUAAAUCAUGGAUAAAUGAAAAAGAUAUCAAUGCAGUAGCUGCUAGUCUUCGAAAAGUCAGCAUGGACAACAGACUGAUGGAACUUUUUCCUGCUAACAAACAAAGUGUUGAGCACUUCACAAAAUAUUUUACCGAAGCAGGUCUAAAAGAACUUUCUGAGUAUGUUCGGAACCAGCAAACCAUAGGAGCUCGAAAAGAGCUACAGAAAGAACUUCAAGAACAAAUGUCACGUGGUGAUCCAUUUAAGGAUAUAAUUUUGUAUGUCAAGGAGGAGAUGAAGAAAAACAAUAUCCCAGAACAGAUCGUUAUAGGCAUAGUCUGGUCAAGUGUAAUGAGCACUGUGGAAUGGAACAAAAAGGAGGAGCUGGUAGCAGAGCAAGCCAUCAAGCAUUUGAAGCAAUAUAGCCCUCUACUUGCUGCCUUUACUACUCAAGGUCAGUCUGAGCUGACUCUGUUACUGAAGAUUCAGGAGUACUGUUAUGACAACAUUCACUUCAUGAAAGCCUUCCAGAAAAUUGUGGUGCUUUUUUAUAAAGCUGAAGUCCUGAGUGAAGAGCCCAUUUUGAAGUGGUAUAAAGAUGCACAUGUUGCAAAGGGGAAAAGUGUCUUUCUUGAGCAAAUGAAAAAAUUUGUAGAGUGGCUCAAGAAUGCAGAAGAAGAAUCUGAGUCUGAAGCGGAAGAAGGCGACUGAAUUGUGAAAAACUACAAGCUCAGUAAAGCAAACAGGAGUUGUAGAUAAAAUGUCAUGUCUCAUGUGUCCUUCUGGUUCUUACAUCUUCCUACCUCCCUGUAUCAAGCAUGAUAUAAGGGCUUUCAUGGCAAAUUUAUUUUAACUGUUUUCUAUGGUUACUGAAAAAUGUUGGGUUUAGUUUUUAAAACCAUGUUUUAAGUAGCUACAGGAGCUAUAGAUUUGAAUCUAAUGUUGCAUUAGUCUUUUCAGUUAUCUUCUACCUCCUGUAUUUUCUACUGUAAUAAUGUAAUUUAAGGCCUUCCACAAUGAACAGUUCAUUUUAUUCCCUGGGUUUUCUAUAAACAGUUUACAAGACAUGAUUUGGUUAAAAACAAUUUGUUAUGGGAAUUCUGUUUGCAAAUUAAACUGUACAAGUAUCCAAAGUCAAAAGGCAAAUGACUUGUGUGAUAAUUUGGUAUGAAAUGAAAAGGCAGCAUUAAAUGGUGUUCAGAGCCCCAUUCAUCAGAUGAUAAUCUCCUAUGCUACAACCUCGAGGGUUAAUUUCUGAACAUUGAUUUUAAAGUAAAUUAGCUCAGUUGUUGAUAUUACUGAAGAAUAUUUCUGUUGACACUUAUUUUUUUGGCAUUAUUAAAAGUUUAAGUAAAAAGGGUUUCCAAGUAGCCUACAGCUAAAAUUUCUAUUACCUUUGCUCCCUAGUUUCUCACUUGUAAGUGAAGGAAUUGGUGAGAAGCAAUUCAGAAAAAUGAAGGCAGUACCAGUGACCAAAGGAGGUGAAAAGAAAAAACCGAAGAUCUCUUCAUUGUAUACUUUUCUGUAUUCAGUGUUUUAGUCAGUAAAAGUAGGUGAGCAUCUGCUGUGCCACCAUCUCCAGGUCUACUUACAAAUGUCUUGUUAAAAUAGCAUUGUAAUUUAUAGUUUCUUGCACUCUGGAGAACUUUAAGUUCUUACAAUAGGAAUCAUUAAAGGGAGUGCAUGCAAGGAAGUGACAAAUAUCCUAAAUUCAGCAAAAUUGUUUAAUAUGUUAAGUGACCAGUGUAUUAUAGAUUACAAAGAGCCCUUUUGAGACUCCAAGCCUAACCUUGUCAGAUCUGUCCUAUUGGCAUAGUCACCCUGUUUGUUGUAUUGAAAUGCAAUGAUGUGAUACCACUUGGCCAUACUGGACUGUCUUCAUUCUUUAGUGUAUACAGGGAUGACUUGAGCAUUUGCCUAAUAUCUACCCCAGUUGCCAUGUUCUUAUUGCCACAAGCCAAAAAGUUUCCUUUCCAGCUUUCUUUUUAUUCUGAUGGCUUACCUUUUUACUUUAUCUUUGCUGAUAAUUUGUCUUCUCAUAUAGCAUAGCUGUUAGAAGAUGAGUAGGUAAUUGUUGCCUCAUUUUUGGCAGCUAAAUUUUGUGGUAGGGAAACAAUAUUUUAAGUUACCAUUAUGAAAUAAGGUGUUCUUAACUCUUCACCAAAGCUGGAAACUGUCACCAGGACUUCAGUGAAAUAUGCCCUAUCUUAGCAUGUGCCAUUAAGAGCCAAGAAUUUGGUAUUUAAAAUUAAAGAUACACCUUGAAGAAAUGAAGUGUAAUAUAAUUUGAAAGUAUAAUAGCCUUAUAAGGAAGAGCAUUAUAACUGAUAGUCUUGUGAGUGGAGUGUAUGUUAAAAGUUUUCAUACGUAGAUAUUAUGUAUCUAAUAGGUUUCUACUGUAGUGAUCUGCUUCCUUUGUAAUUUGUAGUCCUAAAGACUUUUUUAAAAAAUAAAGGCCAUCCUUAAACUUAGGUUUAAUAGAUCCGUUUUUGUUCAGUUGGAACUUGAAAACAUCCAUGCCUAAAUGACUGGCAUUGUAUAAUAACACACUGAAACUGUCAUUGCAAUUCGUAACUAAUGUAAAUGCUACUUUCAUCUGAGUAUGUCCCAAAGUACCUAGAGGACUAAUCUAUGUGAGCUACAAUAAUUUACCGCCACAGUGAAAUUGCAUGUAACUACAAUACAAUCAAAAUUACUUAAAACUGUUUAGUUGCAUACUGUGUACAUUUAAAAAGGGGUAUGUGUGUAUGAGUGUGAUUGACUUUCCAAGCUGUCUCUUCCCUGAUCACAGAAGUCCUUUCCUACUAUUAAUGGCAUAGUUAGGAUUCGUUAAAGUUAUUACAUGGACCACUUAGAAAGUCAAUGAGUUUAAAUGAUGACUUAGCUAGGCUUAACUCCUUUAGUACUUGAGCUUUGUACCAGGUGCCAAGAUUCAAUAUGAGUGGUUUUUAUGAAACACAAAGGAAUGAAAUGAGGGGUUUGCCUGCUAUGGCAAUCAAUGAAUAUAGCAGCUAACCUCACAUUCUGAAACCAUCCCUAAUGGAAUGGCUAAUAAUACUGUGCUUUCAAAGAUGUUUCAAUUUUUUUUUUUUUUUUUUUUUUUGGUUGUCGAUGUGUUUCCUGACUGGUAAUAUUAAGAUAAAAUUUCAGCUCUGCUAAAGAUAUUUAAAAUACUUGAGCUAAGUCUGGGAUUAAGUAUUAAGAGAAAAUGUCUUCAACGCCAACAUUUUCCCUGUCUGAUUUAUUAAAAAUUGAAAGACAAAUUACCUACAGAACUUUGGGGGGGGGGGUUAAGAGAUUAAUCAAGUAGGUGGAAGGUAUUCAAAUGAAGUAGCUUAAGGGACUGAUUUCUUAAUUCAGUUAGAGUGUUAAUCUUCAGUGGAAGUAAUAUGGGCUUCACCUCUUCUGGUUUGUAAAGGUUUUUUUCAUGAGCUUAGUUUUCAUACUUUCAAGUUCUUCAUCAGAACUUUGUGAGACAAUGGAAAUAGAAAUGUUUAAGCAAAUUUUGGUCCCAGUUCUCUACAAAUAGCUAUUAUGAAUUUCAUAAUAAUGAGCAUUCUUUAUUGGUGAAAGUAAAAUAGAAUUAUGGCUAUAGUCGCUUUUGGAGAAUAGGAUUGAAAUUUGAGAAACCAGUCUUAAGUAUAAAAUAAUUUUAAAUUUCUCAGCUAGAUACUUGAAUAUAGGAUGUGCAUCUGUUGAUUAUUUGCUUGGAUACAAGCAAUUUCAGCCUUUUAUAUAAGGGGGAUAAUAUGCCAUUUUUCUUGCCCACUGUAAAACUGAAAGUCCAAUUCUGAUCUGGAUUUACAUAUAUUUUUUUUGUAGCUACAUGUCCACCCAUUACAAUUUCAGAUUAAUCUUUUCCUUGUGUAUUGUGUCCACAUGGACUUACUUAAUAUACUACUAUCAACUAGUAGUUGUGUUGUUAAACUAAUGGAUACUUUGCAGUUGAAUUUCAUUGAAAUUUAUAUAAUAGAAAUCCAGGAUUACUAAAUUUUGAAUACAAAAUUAUUCCUUCAUAAAAUAACAGCUGCCAAGAGCUAUUGAACAAGUUUUAAAAGUGAUUUCAAAUCCAAUAGUGAGUAUGUUGUACUGUUGGUUAAGCAAUACAAAGAGAUUUCUGGUAAACAGCCACUUUUCUACAUUUGCCCAAAUUCCUUCCUUUUUGCCUUUUCUUAAAAUCAUACACUUGACCACCUGGCAUAACUUUGUUCUCAAAAGUGUCACUAUUCACAUGCACCUAUAAAAGAGUGCAAUUUUUCUGGAAUCAAAAGAUUUGUUCACUUAGAGAUAUUGCAAGGUGAAAGGAGAGAGAUGUGCUAAAUACCAUCUAACUAAAAUAACUUCCUUAUUUCAUAAGGUUUUGUCUAGGAAUUUAUUAAAUAAAUACAUGCGUUAGUGUGAUCUUAAAAAUAACAGGAGGAAUAUUGUUUUUGCUUAGUGUUGCUUAAAAAUUUUUUAAAAAAAUUCUUUUAACUUGUAGGCAUUGAAUUAACCUCUGGGGAGUUAGCAUCUAUAUUAAGUGAUCAUUUUAUAUUACACUUUGUAGCUGCAACUAUAACACACUUGUCCUACCACUUGUAUGUAAGCCACCAAUAUUAUAUGCUUCUGUCUUUUUUCCCUAGAUUAUCUGUACCAAAGGUUCAGCCUUUUUUGGGGGGGGGGGAGCAAAAUGUAUACAGAUGGUUCUUUUCAAAUGAACUGUUAAUCUAUAUUGUAAACUAUUUUAAACACUGCAUUGGGAUUUUUUUCCCCAUUUUGGUAAUCUGGCUAGAUCACGCCUAAUAAACGUCUGAAGUGUAGGUUUGAGUGGAAAUGGUGGGCUAAAAAAAAUUAAAGCUUUCUUCCCAAGGAUUUAAUAGCUUAUUAGGAGUUCAGGUCCUGGGAUUACAUCUUAAACACAUACACACAAACAGUGAAUUUGGGGCUCUUGCCAGGUGAUCUCAAAUAACUGUAGUUGGGCACUAUCUAAAAUCAAGUUCAUUUGUAAAGUAUGACAAUUUCAGAGUGUCUGAGAAAAACUAGCCAGGAGCCAAGCAAUGCUGGUGCUUACAUUAAUACCAGAAAUAGCUUAUACUUGUUAAUUUUCAUUUUUGUGCUGCCAGACCCUAAAGCUCCUUUAAAUAUUGUAUUUACCUACAGGUAAAUAAACCUUGGCAGGAAACACCAAAGCAGCCAUUUUUUGACUUGUCCUCAAUAGUCUUUAAAUGUCAGAACAAUUUUGUGCUAUCCUACCUGAUUUCUCUAGCGUUGUAAGGUUUAAAUAUCUUGUAAACAUGGACACAGCAGUAAUGUUCCAAAUAGGAGGAAUAUAAAAGACAACAUUUCAAUGGUGAGUGAAGACUGGCAAACUAGCUAGCUCUUGGCACUCUGGAACAUGUCCACAACCUAACUACAGCCAUCCAACCCAGUAACUGUACUGAUGCCUAUUACUAUGUAUAACUGUGAAACUUGCUUCUUGUCUGUAUCCUUGAAAUUGAAAUAAAAUUUAAUGAGAAUCUUUGUUAAUGUAAAAACAA